Messenger RNA from Clonostachys solani, 1467 nucleotides. The record is from the annotation of a GenBank genome assembly. Lineage: Eukaryota; Fungi; Ascomycota; Sordariomycetes; Hypocreales; Bionectriaceae.
AUGUUGAUCCGCAAAGGGGCAACGGCCCUGGCUAUCGCAGCUGCCCUCGCGACUCCCGUCCUUAGCGAAGAACAACCCAGAGCAGCCAGCGUCCAGUCGACCUUUGUAUCCCCCGAUAAAUCGCUCUCAUUCGCUUUUUCCGUCCCCGAAGACGAGGACAAUGACUUUUAUUUCACAUUACGCGUCCACCGCGACUUCUCCUGGGGCGCUAUCGGCCUAGGCACUGAUGAUAUGCCAGGUGCACUGAUUUUCAUGAUCUACGACAACCGAAACGGCGAAAGCGUCACCUUCUCCCCUCGCCUCGCCAAUGGCCACUACGAACCACAAUACUUUCCUUUACUCGAGGUGGAUGAACUACCAGGCACCGGUAUCAUCUCUGAAAAAUACAUGGUGUAUCAGGGUCGGUGCAGGAAAAACUGCCGGACAUGGCCGCUGCGAGGCAACACGUUUGGGUCCAUCGAUGUCAAUUCUACGACGCAAAAGGCCAUCUGGGCCUUGGGUAUGAUGGAGGAUUUCGCCAGCGACAAGCCCUGGGAGGGUAUUAAGUACCACCAACAAUAUGGAACCUUUACAAUCGACAUGGCGAGAACGCACGGCGCAACGGAACCCCCAACUCUGGAUGGGAAUUCUCGAAAUGAGGGCACAACGCUAGACAUCGAACAUGUAAACAAAUCGGAUGUUCAGUCAACCAUGCAUGCUGUGUUUAUGAUUCUUGCAAUUGUCGGAUUGAUGCCUCUCGCAGUGGUGCUAUUAAGACUUGGAGGAGCUGUUAGGUGGCAUGCCCUAAUCCAAGCUGUCUCUCUGGUUUUCGUCCUGGCCGGGUUGGCCAUGGGUGUCAUGACCAGUUUUCGAUACGAAAGAUCCCAAAAAUUCAAUUCAUAUCACCAGAUUCUUGGCUUCCUACUCACAACAUUCUUCCUCUGCCAAUACGCGAUCGGCUUUUUCAAUCACCGACAAUAUCGGCAGACUGGCAUUAUGUCCAAAUACAACGCUGUCCAUGUUUGGUUUGGCAGAGUAGUUAUCCUGAUCGCCAUCAUGAACGCUUUCUUCGGCUUUACGUUCGCUCUGAAUCGCAGAUAUGGUAUGGUCCUCGCCGGGCUUAUCAUUAUGGUCUGUGUUGCCAGUCUUAUCGUGAUCAUUGGUCGUCAAUGGCUCGAUAAAAGACGAGGCAUCGCUCCACAGCGCCCAUAUCCCAGCCCACGUUCUCCCUAUAAUGAUUCCCCCCCAACACCAAACCAGCGUGGUUCAACCCGGGCACAGUGGCCAUCUGGGAUGGACUAUUUCCCAUCCGAACCUCCUCCACGGUAUGAGUCCACGCUGGAGGAUGACUCUGCCUCACAACGGCAAACCAUAGGACUGCGCCCACUAUCUUCGUGGAGAAAUUCUCGGCCGGGUGACCCUCGACGAAACGAACCAAAUUCUAGUCCUGGAAUUGGUGGUACACAGUCCCCCCGGGAGUUGCUGUAA